AUGGCAAGCAACAUCCGCCCAGCCUGCCAUCAUCCCCUCGAUGUCAUCGGCAACACCCCCCUCCUGCGCCUCGGCAAGGUCGUCCCCCAGGACAGCUGCGCCGACAUCUACAUCAAGCUCGAGUACAUGAACCCCACCGCCUCCUACAAGGACCGCCUCGCCCGCGCCCUCGUCGAGCAGGCCGAGCAGGACGGUCGUCUCACGCCAGGCAUGAAGAUUGUCGAGGCCACGGGCGGCAGCACCGGCUCGUCGCUCGCCUACGUCUGCGCCCUCAAGGGAUACCCCUUUCGCGCCGUCUGCUCGCCCGUCUUCGCGCCCGAAAAGCUGCGCACCAUGGCCGCCCUGGGCGCCGAGCUGGAUCUCGUCGAGAGCCCGACGGGCAAGAUCACGCCGGAUUUUUUCCGGUCCCUCGUCGACCGUGCCAGCGAGACGGCCGACAGGGAGGGCUGGCUGCUGGCGAACCAGUUUAGGAACAAGGAUGCCCUCGUCGGCUACCGCGCGCUCGGGGAGGAACUCGUCGCGCAGCUGCCGCAGGGGAUCGAUGCGUUCUGCGCGGCUGUGGGCGGCGCGGGUAUGGCCAUGGGCGUGGCGGCCGUGCUGAAGGAGAAGAAGAAGGAUACCAAGGUUGUCGUGCUCGAGCCUGCCAGCUCACCUCUCCUGACAGAGGGGAGGACGGGUGCCCACAGUGUGGAUGGUGUCGGUCCUGGCUUUAUCCCCCCGCUGCUGGACGACACGCUAUACGACGAGGCGCGUGCCGUCGAGGAGGAGGAGGGGCGGCGCAUGUGUCGGCGGCUGGCUGCGGAGGAGGGCGUCUUUGCCGGCGUAUCGACGGGUCUGAAUGUCGUGGCGGCGAUCCAGCUGGCCAAGGAGCUCGGGCCAGGCAAGGUGGUUGUCACGGUGGCCUGCGACUCGGGCUUCAAGUAUCUCCACGGGCCGCUGUUUGCGUGA
Molecule: messenger RNA, 948 nt
Organism: Emericellopsis cladophorae
Lineage: Eukaryota; Fungi; Ascomycota; Sordariomycetes; Hypocreales; Bionectriaceae
Product: Cysteine synthase
Exons: 1
Coding region: 1-948 (315 amino acids)
Biological process (GO): L-cysteine biosynthetic process
Cellular component (GO): cytoplasm
Source: RefSeq, a predicted model, not a curated record